AUCAACGGAUCGGGUCCUUGGCAUCACUUCAACUGGACUUUGAAGAAGAAAGAGCUCCAAUUUAAGGCGAAAUAUCGGAGUGGGACAGUCUUAUUUUAAACAUAAAGUGAGCUACAGGUCUUGUCAGUGAAGUUAUAGCCGCGUUAGCAAACAUGUCAAUGCAUUUGUAUCAAAUAAGUAGCAGACUUCUGGGGGACACAGUGGAGAAGAUGAACGACAACCUAACCUGUGUGGUUCUGGCAGCCUCUGUCAUCACUCUGACUCUGGGAUAUGUUUCUAAAAUCCUGCUCAAACAAACCUCUGAGAAGGAUUUGAAAUACCCUCCUUAUAUCCCCUCCAGUGUGCCAUUUCUGGGACAUGCAGUUGCAUUUGGGAAAAGCCCAAUUGAAUUUCUUGAAAAUGCAUAUGAUAAAUACGGUCCUGUGUUCAGUUUUACCAUGGUGGGGAAGACCUUCACCUACCUGCUGGGCAGUGAAGCAGCCACUCUCCUGUUCAACAGCAAGAACGAUGACCUGAACGCUGAGGACGUCUACUCCAAACUGACCACUCCAGUGUUCGGGAAAGGAGUCGCCUACGAUGUGCCGAACCCUAUCUUUCUGGAGCAAAAGAAGAUGCUGAAGACUGGCUUGAACAUCGCUCAUUUUAGGGAACAUGUGAAGAUAAUCGAGGAAGAGACCAUUGAGUAUUUUCAGAGAUGGGGAGACAGCGGAGAGAAAAAUCUGUUCGAGGCUUUGUCUGAGCUGAUCAUCCUGACGGCCAGUAGCUGCCUCCAUGGGAAGGAGAUCCGCAGUAUGCUCAACGAACGGGUGGCCCAGCUCUAUGCCGACCUGGAUGGAGGGUUCAGCCACGCUGCCUGGCUUCUGCCCGGGUGGCUGCCUCUGCCCAGCUUCAGGAAAAGAGAUAAAGCUCACAGAGAGAUCAAGAACAUCUUCUACAAGGUGAUUCAGAAGCGCAGAAAAUCUCAAGAGAAAGUGGACGACAUCCUGCAGACCCUCAUCGAUGCCACGUACAAAGAUGGACACCCUCUGAAUGAUGACGAGAUUGCUGGAAUGCUGAUCGGUCUCCUGUUGGCUGGUCAGCACACGUCGUCCACCACCAGCGCCUGGAUGGGAUUCUUCUUGGCCAGAGAUAAAGCCCUGCAGGAGCGCUGUUAUGCUGAGCAGAGGGCUGUGUGUGGAGAAGAUCUGCCACCGCUCAACUUUGACCAGCUGAAGGAUCUCAGUUUGUUGGAACGCUGCUUAAAGGAGACCCUUCGACUCCGUCCUCCCAUCAUGACCAUGAUGAGGAUGGCCCGUUCUCCUCAGAAAGCAGCAGGAUUCACCAUCCCUGCAGGUCAUCAGGUCUGCGUCUCCCCGACUGUGAACCACCGCCUCCAUGACACCUGGGCAGAGAGGAUGGAGUUCAACCCCGACCGCUACCUCAACGACAACCCCGCUGCAGGGGAGAAGUUUGCAUACGUACCAUUUGGAGCUGGUCGUCAUCGCUGCAUCGGGGAGAACUUUGCCUACGUCCAGAUUAAAACCAUCUGGUCCACUAUGCUGCGGAUGUACGACUUUGACCUGGUGGACGGGUACUUCCCCACCAUCAACUACACCACUAUGAUCCACACCCCUCACCAUCCCAUCAUCAGAUACAAGAGGAGGAAACAGUGAAGACCAACACAAAGACACGAGGAAACUCCCAAACAUCCUCUGUGUUUAUGUUAACGUUCGACCUUCCUGGGACUCAGAUUUAGACGACUGUGUCUAAAUGUCAGCGCUUUUACUUUCUGUGCUCAGAUUCUAUUGACUUGUGUGAGGUCCAGCUCUUCUUUUCUUUUUUUUUGUUAGGAUUGUUAAGAAUGUGUGUUUCCAGAGUUAAAUACACAAGCUGUAAUGACUCUGAACACUGAUGCUCAUGUUCACAAUGUGAAUUCUAAAGAAACACAAACAGAUAAUCUUUGACUUAAUGGAGUGCCUUGAUGACUGAACUAUGACUGGAUC
Sphaeramia orbicularis (orbiculate cardinalfish) is the source of this 1982-nucleotide messenger RNA. It is a transcript of the gene cyp51a1, whose product is annotated as cytochrome P450, family 51. Gene Ontology annotation, molecular function: iron ion binding; heme binding; monooxygenase activity. Bases 153 to 1652 code for a protein of 499 amino acids. The transcript has 10 exons. The record is from RefSeq and is a predicted model, not a curated record. Lineage: Eukaryota; Metazoa; Chordata; Actinopteri; Kurtiformes; Apogonidae.